Messenger RNA from Salvia splendens (bonfire salvia), 983 nucleotides. RefSeq lists its product as uncharacterized. Bases 88 to 759 code for a protein of 223 amino acids. The record is from RefSeq and is a predicted model, not a curated record. Gene Ontology annotation, biological process: transcription elongation by RNA polymerase I; DNA-templated transcription initiation. The transcript is spliced from 6 exons. Gene Ontology annotation, cellular component: RNA polymerase I complex. Lineage: Eukaryota; Viridiplantae; Streptophyta; Magnoliopsida; Lamiales; Lamiaceae.
UCUUUGCCAAAACCCUAAACCCCAACCAGCAUCAAUUGAACGCAAUCGCCUCAAGACAGCUCGUGAUUGUCUCUGAUAAUCAGCUCAAUGGCGGGACUGGAGGAGUGCGAGGCGAAUUUGGUGGUUUAUCUUCACCCCUCCAAGGCAAAUUGCCCCAGUGAUGCCAUUCUCAGUGAGCUUAGCUCCCUGCUCUUCACGUAUAAUGAGACGUUUGGUGGAGUGGUAUUGGCAUAUGAUCCGAGUAUACGUUCUAAUUUGGCAAAGAUUGUGCCCGGAACUUUUCCAUGUUUUGGCGUGCAAUUGAAGGCUAAGCUGUUGCUUUUCAAUCCGAAGCCCGACAUGGUUUUAGAGGGGGAGGUUGUUAAGCUUACUCCCAAUUCGAUACAUGCUGUGGUUCUUGGUUUCUCGUCUGCUGUAAUAGCUGAUGACGACAUUCGUGAUGAGUUCAAGCAUAAAGUUAAAGGCGGAGAGGAAGUUUACGUUAGUCGAACACACAGGAAACAUAAGAUAAAAGUUGGAGCAAUUCUACGUUUUACUGUGAAGAGCUUUGAUGAAGAGAUACUUCACAUAUCAGGAUCUCUGCUUGCUCCCCAUACAGGAGGUGCUCGAUGGUUGGAUAAAAACACGGACGAAUGGUCCCGAGUUGACAGCACUGCUACAAAGAGGGACACAGAUAAAUUAUUGAUCAACGUGGAUACAUCUAUGAAAAAUGGUGAGCAGAUUGAGAAGCCAAAGAAAAGGAGAAGAGAACAAAGUUAAAAUUUAAUUAAAAACUGUCAUGCAUGAUUCAGAGACUAAUAUAUGUAAGUAGAUUUUCUUUUGAAAACUUGUGAAGUCCAAUGUCCUGUGCAGCUCCAUGUGUUGUGAUCAAUGUAUUUCAAUUUUCUCCUUUCUUCUCUUUAUUCUGCUUGAUCUUGCCAAUGCUGGAUUUAACUCAUAAACAUCAUUAAUCAAUAUACCUUCGCCACCAUUGUAUUCUUCCA